Molecule: messenger RNA, 5466 nt
Organism: Hemicordylus capensis (graceful crag lizard)
Lineage: Eukaryota; Metazoa; Chordata; Lepidosauria; Squamata; Cordylidae
Gene: IFIH1
Product: interferon induced with helicase C domain 1
Exons: 17
Coding region: 842-3868 (1008 amino acids)
Biological process (GO): innate immune response; response to virus; positive regulation of interferon-beta production
Cellular component (GO): cytoplasm
Molecular function (GO): ATP binding; hydrolase activity; double-stranded RNA binding
Source: RefSeq, a predicted model, not a curated record
UCCAUCUUAUUUAUUUAUUAUUUCUCUGUGUAAACCGCCCUGAGCCAUUUUUGGAAGGGCGGUAUAGAAAUCGAAUUAUUAUUAGUAUUAUUAUUAAAUAAACCCUUCCUCCAGGGAUUAAUGGAAGAGCCCAGCAUGCCAGGAAGGGGCAUACCUCACAGCAUGCACACACCCUUAGCAUGUGUGGUCAGGCUGGCAGACACAGCAUCACCCAAACUGGUCCACAGCAGCUUACAAAACAAAAUACUUUUAAAUAAAUAAAUAAAUAUCACAUUAAACAUGGAUCUGGGCCGCACCUACACCACUAGGCUAAAGUCUGUUAUCUGAAUUGCAUCUACAUUUGUUCCUGACUGAGUACCAAUUGGCGCCCUAAAGAUGAUGAGAGAACAUAGUUAGUUAGUUGUUUAUUUACGAUCUUAGAUCAAACAUUGAGAGAACAUAUAAAUCUUGCUGGCAGCUGAACCACUGAAACAUUUUAGUGAGUUUGUUGUUUGGAUUUCUGUGUCCUCUUUAGCUUCCUUGGUAUGGCUACAAAUCCAGAGUUAUUUCAGGAGGCACUUCUGGGAACAUGGGAAGGGAUGAGCCAAGUGGCAGUUGGAACCCACUAUGCCAAUGGAGGGGACCUUAGUGUUUCACCAUUCCUUCUGGUGCAACCAGCGAGAGCAACACUCUCCUGCUGAAGAAGGAAUCGCAGGCGCUGAGAUCCCUGGAGUGAGAGGAGAAAGAGAGAGCAAGCCCUACCCCACUCGCGACAGAGCCGCGCAAAACUUCCCCAGCCGAGCGUGUGUGGAGCCCCUGGCCGCAAGAAGGCGAAGGCAAGAACCGCGGUGCCCGAAGCACCAUGGCAGCGGCCGCUUCGCCGUCCCACGACGAGUCCAUCCUCUACCUGAUUUCUUGCUUCAGAGGGAGGAUCAAGAACCACAUCCGGGUGCUGCCAGUGCUGGACAUGAUGCCUUGCCUGUGUAACGAAGUAAGAGAUCGCAUAAAAGCUGCGCAAAAGGCCACGGGGGAUGUGGAUGCCGCGGAGCUGCUUCUGCGCGCCCUGGAGGACGCCCCCCGCCGCCCGCCGGGCUUGUGCCAGGAGUUCCACGACGCGCUGGUGCACGGGGGCUUUGGAGUGGCCUGCUAUGUAGACCCCAGCCUGGACGCGCUGCCCUCGCCUUCCCUGGAGGCGGUCGGCGACACGGGCAGCUUCUUAGUGCAGCUCUUCUCCCCCGCCCUCGUCGAGACGCUGAGGGCUGACCAGGUGGCCGAGUGUUGCCUGCAAAAGGAGCUUCUCAAUGGCGAGGACGUUCAGCGGAUCAAGGCUGAACUAGCUAAUGGGAAUAUUGCAGCAGUGAGGGAACUGCUGAGCAGAAUAGUACAGAAGAAAGAAUGGUUCUCUCCGUUUCUAGAAGCUCUCUGUGAAGCUGGCCAUAAAAAGUCUGCUGCUCUCCUAACUGGACAAGAAAAUGGCUAUUGCAAAAGCACAGUUUCCACUAGUGAGAUUACGGAAAAUGAAGGGCCACUUGUUUCUGAUGUUGUGAAGGAUUCGAAGCAGGAAACCCAAUUAGAGUGCAACUUGACCAAUGAGGAGAUUAUCUCAGAAGAAUCUUUGGGAGAGGUUUCUGGAAUUUCAGAAUCUUAUGUCAGUUUGCUGGAUGCAAGUGUCAGUGAUGCAAGUGAAAGCAUCGGACAAGUCUCCCACCUCAGCGAUGAUUCAGAUAACGUUGAAGAUGUGAGCGAAAGGGGUUCACCUGAACCAGAGCUAAAUCUCAGAGACUACCAAAUGGAGGUGGCAAAGCCAGCCUUGGAAGGAAAGAAUAUUAUCCUGUGCCUCCCUACAGGCAGUGGCAAGACCCGAGUGGCUGUUUACAUUGCCAAAGACCAUUUGGAUAAAAGGAGAGAAGCAAAAGAGCAAGGGAAAGUUAUAGUCCUUGUCAACAAGGUGCCAUUAGUGGAGCAGCAUUUCCGGAAAGAAUUUAAACCCUAUCUGAAGCAUUGGUAUAAAGUAAUUGGCCUGAGUGGUUCAUCUCAGCUGAAAAUUUCAUUCCCUGAAGUUGUCAGGGAUAACGAUGUAAUUAUCUGCACUGCUCAGAUCCUUGAGAAUGCAUUGUUCAGUGCAGAGACAGAUGAAGAAGAAGGAGUCCAGUUGUCAGUGUUUUCCCUGAUCAUUAUUGAUGAAUGCCAUCACACUCAAAAGGAAGGUGUCUACAACAAUAUCAUGCGCCGUUACUUAACACACAAGUGGGAGAAUGAGAAACGGAAGAAAGUUAACAAACAACUGAUUCCUCAACCUCAGAUCCUGGGACUGACAGCUUCACCUGGUGUAGGAGGUGCAAAGAAGCCUGCAAAAGCUGAGGAACAUAUUCUUAAAAUAUGUGCCAACCUUGAUGCAGAUGCAAUUAUGACAGUUAAAGAAAAUGCUUCUCAACUGUUCAAUCAAGUGAAGGAACCCCGUAAGAAGACUGGGAUUGCAGGCGACAAACAAAAGGAUCCAUUUAGAGAGAAACUCAUAAACAUAAUGACAGAGAUUCAGAACUACUGCCAGUUCAACCCAAAUGCUGAGUUUGGAUCUCAGACCUAUGAACAGUGGGUAGUUCAAGAAGAGAAGAAAGCUGCCAAAGAAGAGAAUCGCAAGGAGCGUGUCUGUGCAAAGCAUUUGAAGAAAUACAAUGAUGCCCUACAGAUUAAUGACACCAUCCGAAUGAUAGAUGCAUAUAACCAUCUUAAAAGUUUUUAUAAGGAAGAGAGGAGUAAAAAGAUGGCAGUGAAUGAAGAUGAAGAGGAUGAGGGAGAAGUGAUAAAACAAGAUGAAACAGAUAACUUUCUGAUGCAUUUAUUUUAUGACAAAGAGAAGGAGCUGCAAGAAUUAGCCAAAAAGGAGAAAUAUGAAAAUGAGAAUCUGAAAGAGUUGCGCAAGAAGUUGAUGCAAGAGUUCACGAAGAUGAACGAAACAAGAGGGAUCAUUUUCACAAAGACUCGGCAGAGUGCAGUUGCCCUCUAUCAGUGGAUUAAAGACAUCCCAAAAUUUGAAGAAGCUGGAGUGAAAGCUCACUAUCUUAUUGGGGCUGGACAUAAUAGUGAAUUUAAGCCCAUGACUCAGAAUGAACAAAAGGAAGUUAUUGAACAAUUCCGCACUGGAAAAGUAAACUUACUCAUUGCUACUACAGUGGCAGAAGAAGGCCUGGAUAUCCCAAAGUGCAACUUUGUUAUACGUUAUGGACUUGUUACCAAUGAAAUAGCUAUGGUGCAGGCUCGUGGACGAGCUCGAGCUGAUGAUAGCACCUAUGUCCUUGUGGCAUCAAGUAGAUCUGGAGCAAUUGAACGUGAAAAUGUCAAUAUGUUCCGUGAGAAAAUGAUGCACAAAGCAAUUAGGCGUGUCCAAGAGAUGCCCCAAACUGAGUAUUUAUCUAAGAUCCGAGGCUUUCAGCUGCAAAAUAAAAUGGAGGUAAAAAUGAAGGCAAAGAGAGAGCAGCAAAAAACAUACAAGGAAAAGCCGCACUUGAUAACAUUCCUCUGCAAAAAUUGUACUCAGCCAAAAUGUUCAGGAGAAGACAUACAGGUUAUUGAAGACAUGCAUCACGUCAAUGUCAAAAAGGAUUUUCAGGACCUUUAUAUUGUAAGAGAAAACAGAACAUUGCAAGCAAAAGAAGUAGAUUAUAACACAAACGGAGAAAUUCUCUGCAAGGAUUGUGGUCAAGCUUGGGGAAGUAUGAUGGUGCACCGAGGUCUAGAAUUGCCUUGCUUAAAAAUAAAGAAUUUCGUGGUUGUGUUCAAAGAUAAGAAAACUACCCAAAACAAAAUCUACAAAAGAUGGGGAGAGCUGCCCAUUAUGUUUCCAACUUUCAACUAUGCAGAUCAUUAUGAGUCCAGUGAUGAAGAUUAAGAAGUCUCUAGCAAGUUGUAAGGAAGAUGCAGUUGACCUUCAGAUCCUAGGAUCAUACACUCGAGUACGUAGUUCACUCAUGAAUACAGUAGGCCCUGUUUUCUGUCGGAGUUACGUUCAUGGCUACUAGAAUGAAUGGCAAAACUGCUGGGGGGAAGCCCUUAAGUCUAUGGGAAUCUGAGGGUUAGGUUCCUCGGAAAAUUUCUAAAUCCCAAAAACAUCCAGAAAGAGAGGAAAGCAGAAGCACUGUACCUUUGGCUACAGCACUGUAUCUUGGCUGUUCCACCUCCCCAACUCUCCAGCUACUGUAGUAAUGACCCCCAAAACCAACAUAGUCCUUGUUGCAACUCUGAAAAGUCACUUUUUCCUUACCAGCCCCUCCACCCUCCAGGAAAAGAGCUGGUCUUGCAGUAGUAAGCAUGGAUUGUGCCUGCCCUGGUUUGCAUUUGAAUGGGAGACUGCAUGUAAGCACUGUAAGAUAUUUCACUUGGGGGCAGGGGGGGAGAGGCUGCUCUGGGAAGAGCACCUGCAUGCUUGCAUGCAGAAGGUUCCAACUACCUCCCUGGCAUCUCCAGACAGGACUAGGCUGCUGCCAGUCUGUGUAUACAAUACAGUGCUGAGCUAGAUGGACCAAUGGUCCGACUCAGUACGGUAUAAGACACAGUACUGUACUGAAUUGUAUUGUCCAAUACAGUACUGUACAAAGCACACACACACAUACCAAGGUACAAUCCCAAAGAUGACCUUGACUUUACCUUGAGCAGCUGCUUCAAAAGACACCCCAAAGCACAAGAAACUUCUCCAAGACACACUCUCCAACUUCCAACAUCAACAAUCCACAAAGCGCUUCCCUCAAUCCAUGCCAAUAUAAGGCACAUGCUGAAUGUGAAACUAAAAAUUGUACCCGCAAAAACUGGAAAUAGCUGAAACCAUAUAUCACAGAAAAUGAGCCCUGGUAUAUGUUUGUCAACCAUGAAUAAGUGAAACAGUGGGAAACAAAUCCAUGGAAAAUAAGGGCUUCCUGUAUUUAUGUCUAGCUGACUGCAGUGGCAAUCCAUGACUUGUAUGUGUGACAAGUGCAUUCUUAUUCCCUCCAAGGCAGUUUGAACAGACAAUGUUCAUGCAUUGACAUGUGAAUCACUAAAUGAGAAGCCAUCAGUGGAAGAAAUGUCAUGGGAUGUACAUGUAUGUGUGAAUUAGCCCUGUGUUCUGUAUUUCUAAAGGGGGCCACCAAGUGCAAUCAAAUGGCUGGGUGGUCUGGGGUUGUUCUGCUUGAGAACAGUGGUGAUCUGCGAGGGGACAAGGACAAAUUAUUUCUUAAGUUGUUAGAAUUUCUUCCAUUGUAUCAAUUGAUACUCAGUAAACAGCUGAGACUGUUUUCUUUUUCCUUUAUUUUGUUAGCUACUUUGUAACUUUUAACAUCCAAUUCUAUUUUUAAAUCCUAUGGAAUUAAUAGAGCACUUUUUAAUUUUUGUUGUUGGUUCAAAAAAGACAUAAUGUAAUGCUGUGCUCUGAAUUUAGUGUAUCAAUAUGUACAUAUUCAUCUAUAUGUUAAAGUUCAUCAUUCACCUUUUUCAUUAAAUCAGUGUUUUGGUAAG